Molecule: messenger RNA, 5878 nt
Organism: Myripristis murdjan (pinecone soldierfish)
Lineage: Eukaryota; Metazoa; Chordata; Actinopteri; Holocentriformes; Holocentridae
Product: LIM and calponin homology domains-containing protein 1-like
Exons: 26
Coding region: 159-3563 (1134 amino acids)
Biological process (GO): regulation of focal adhesion assembly; positive regulation of stress fiber assembly
Cellular component (GO): stress fiber
Molecular function (GO): myosin II head/neck binding
Source: RefSeq, a predicted model, not a curated record
GUCCGCCUGUCUAACCGGAGCCGCUGCGACAGGAACGACCAAGGAGCCACGGAGCGGAGCGACACGGGCCUUUUUUGAGCUGAUCUCGGUGGAUUAACGCGGCGCACAGUCGCUUCCUCGCACAGGCUUUUAUUUCGGAGAGCAGCGCUUCCUCGCCAAUGGCCAGCCCGGUGUCAGACCCCGGACAGUCUCAUCAGCAUCACCCCGGCAGCGAGUCGGCCGCAGACUCCGCGUUUCUGGAGGCGCAGAAAUGGAUCGAGGCGGUGACUGGCAGAUGCUUCGGUGACAAGGACUUCAGAGGAGGCCUGGAGAACGGGAUCCUGCUGUGCGAGUUGCUCAGCUCCAUCAAACCCGGCCUGGUGAAGAAAAUCAACAGACUUCCAACGCCCAUCGCUGGCCUGGACAACCUGAGUGUGUUUCUGCGUGGCUGUGAGGAGUUGGGACUGAAAGGCUCCCAGCUGUUUGACCCUGGAGAUCUGCAGGACACGUCGACCCGCCCCAACACCAAGGGAACCGAUUGCAGUCGAAAACUGAAGAAUGUUCUGAUCACCAUCUACUGGCUGGGUCGUGCUGCCAACAGCUGCACCUCGUACAACGGGCCCACGCUGGACCUGAAAGAGUUCGAAGGCCUGCUGUCACAGAUGCGAAAGGAGGUGGAGGACGCCGAGAGCCCCAAACGCAGCAUCCGGGACAGCGGCUACAUCGACUGUUGGGACUCCGAGCGCAGCGACUCUCUCUCCCCGCCGCGCCACGGCCGCGAGGACUCCUUCGACAGCCUGGACUCCUUCGGCUCGCGCUCACGACAGACGCCGUCGCCGGACGUCCUGGUCGCCCGCGGCAGCAGCGAUGGCCGCGGCAGCGACUCCGAGUCGGACGCUCCGCCCCACAGGAAGAUGCCAGAUGUCCGUAAGGACGACAUGUUGGCUCGACGGACCUCCGUCAGCGAGCCGCGAGCCGCCAUGCCCUUCAACCAGUACCUGCCCAACAAGAGCAACCAGAGCGGCUACGUGCCCACGCCGCUCCGCAAGAAGAAGAGCGACAAGGAGGAGGGAGGGCGCAAGAGCUGGAGUACCGCCACCUCGCCUAUAGGGGGAGACAGACCCUUCAGGAGCGUGAGCAUGAUCGACAUGCGUGGCGAGGAGGAGGCCGGCCUGCAGCCCCACAGUCAGGUCCGCCACGAGCUGAUGCACAACCAGUACAACAGGAUGAAGGAGGAGGAGGACCACUGGCAGGAUGACCUGGCCCGGUGGAAGAACCGGCGGAGGAGUGUGUCCCAGGACCUGAUCAAGAAGGAGGAGGAGAGGAAGAUGAUGGAGCGGCUGAUGUCAGGAGAGGGCUGCAUCUCCCAGCGCAGGAAAAGCAUCAAAACCUACAGAGAGAUCGUGGAGGAAAAGGAGCGUCGUGAGGAGGAGCUUCGCCAGGCGUACAGGAACGCCAAAACCCCCGAGGAGGCGUCCACCAUCCUGCAGCGUUACGCCCAGCGCUUCUCCAUCAGCGAGGCCGUGCUGGAGCGCCUGGCGCUGCCCAAGCUGCUGGACCGCAGCGUGUCCGCCGACCCCUCCUUCCCCUCCUCACACCUCUCCCUGUCCCUGUCCGCCUCCCCGACCACCCCGGAGCCCGCCGACAUGGACCCCAACGGGCCCAUGAAGUACCUGCGCCAGCAGUCCGCCCCGCUCCCCAAGUUCACGUCCACGGUGGAGGCGCGGGUCGAGGAGUUUCCCAAAGACGCGCAGUCCUCGCAGCACCGGCCGCAGAUCCGCUCUCGCUCAUCGGAGCCGCCGCUCGCUCGAGCCCUGUCGCCCAAACCGGUGCCUUUGCUGACACCCAAGCCUUACGUCCAGUCCCGGCCCGCGGCGGCCGGCCCCUGGCCCAGCAAGGCGGACGGUUUGCUCCGAGUCAACGGCGACGCGGGAAGCGACGACGGUCCCGCCACGCCCGAGAGUCAAGGGAGGGAAUCUCCCCCUCACUUCGAGCCUUCGCCCUCCAAGCCCGGCGAUGACGGCGCGGACGUCCCCGCAGCGUCGACGUCUUCACCCGCACGCAGCACACACUCCUCUCCCGGCCGAGAACGCCCGCCGUCGCCCAAGUCCAAAGAGGAGCCGAGUAGCUCAGAGCCGCUUUCUGAGGACGUCCAGGAGGAGAAAGUCACCGAGCACUCGACCCCGCCGAGCCGGCCCACCUCCCUCCCAACGGAGCUGCAGAAGCAGGGAGAGAGCCCGAGGCAGACCGGAGGCCAGCCAGCAGCCGCUCUGCAGGAGCAGGAGCUGCAGGAAGAGCCUGCAGCCCUGCAGCCUCCAGCCUCAGAUGCCCAGCUAACCCUCCAAGAACAGACUGAAGUACCGAGACAGAACACUCCCCCUCCUGAACUCGUCCAAUCAGAGGCCAGCACGCAGCAAGGCCAACCAGUGACAUCACAGGUCAGCAGCAGCAGCCUGGAGACGUCGCAGUGGAGGGACGGAGCUCCAGUCUCACCUGCUCCUGGCUUACCGGGCUGCCACCUGGCCACAGAGCUUGCAAACACUGUCAGGUCUCCGCUGUCAACCAGCAACCCUAAGUUACGCUGGGAGUUCUUCGCUCCAUCAGAGGAGACGGACAAGGAUUCCCGUAGCAACGUGUCAGGGCCGGUGUUGCCCCAGGCCAGGCGGGGUGACCGCUGGUCUUGGGACCCGGAUGAGGAGCGAAAGCGUCAGGAAAGGUGGCAGCAAGAGCAGGAGCGCAUGCUGCAGGAGAAGUACCACCGCGAGCAGGCGAAGCUGAAGGAGGAGUGGGAGAAGGCGCAGAGGGAGGUGGCCGAGGAGGAGAGGAAGUACCACGAGGAGGAGCGCAGGAUACUGGAGGAGACGGUGACCCCGCUGACGCCCCGCUCCUCAGCCCUGCCCUCCCCCAUCAGAGGGGAGCUCCCCGCCCCCUCGGAGCCUCAGGACACCAUCGUCCGCUCGCUGGCCGACUGGGAGCGCAAGCAGGAGCUGCUGGAGAGGCAGUCGAGGGGGAGCACGGAGAACGUGGAGUGGAAACGGAGGGAAAACGACCGGACGAGUGACAUCAGCACGGCGGACGACAGCAUGAAGACAAGCAAGAGCUUGUUGACUCAGAGCAGCAGCCAGGUGGAGACGCUCAGUCAGAACGGACAGAAGGCUCCUCCGGCUCCGACCAAAACCCCGACCGCAGGCAAGAGGCAGCAGGAAGCUCUACCAGACAGCAAGAGGCUCAGCCGGACUGCAGGAGACAGGAGGUGCGUUCCCAUUGAUAAUAACACGGGCCGCAGCCCGUCUAAGUCCCCUGCACCCAGCCCGCUGCCAGACACGCUGCCUCCAACGCCAAACAGGUCCGUCAGUGGGAAGAAGCUGUGCUCCAGCUGUGGUCAGCCUUUAGGAAAAGGAGCGGCCAUGAUCAUCGAGACUCUCAGCCUCUACUUCCACAUUCACUGCUUUAAGUGUGGGGUGUGUAAGGGACAGCUCGGCGACACGACCACGGGGACGGACGUCCGGAUCAGGAACGGCCUCCUCAACUGCCACCAGUGCUACAUUCGAUCCCGCUCCGCCGGCCAGCCGACCACGUUGUGACGACGCCCAGCUGACAGAAAAGCACAAUGUUCGUGGAAGAAAUCCCAUCCUUCUCUAAGUAGAUUCUGUGCAGAUCGUGUCCUCCAAAGCGUGUCGGGACCUUGGCUCCCCCCUGCAGCUCAUCACCCGGAGCUCCAUCCUGCCGACCGGACAGGAAACACUCCAACGCCACACACACACACACAAAAAAAAAAAAGAAAAAAAACAAGAACAGAAACCGUGUUUUUGUAUGUGUGUCAUCCGAUACGUGAAUGAAAUGAAUCCCCCUGUGGAUUUGAUUGGUCCGUGCGCUCCAUCGCAGGCUCCGUCUGAUCUGAUCAUGCACUGAGAGAGAAACCACCCCCGGGGUGGCGGCCAUUUUAAAUUUGAGUUCCCUCCGUGGAAACGCAGCGACAUUCACUGAGGCUGAGACACAGGUAGACUAGACUGACACAGCCAACAUCAACAAAUCUCUAAAAAUACUAAUAAUUUGCUGCUGUCCAGGUUUUGUAAUAUAAUCCCAUUCUAACUGGAAAUUGUGGGGAAAAAAAUCCCAUCUAAUUCCAUAUAAUGGAAAAUACACCCCGUAUAAAUGACUUGAUUCACCAACAUGAGCUCUGGUUAUUAUUUGACAAUUAUUUUUCCUUAACUUUACCUCCUUAUUUGGGGUUAUCGGUGCAAAAAAAAAGAGAAAAGAAGAGAAAAAUAGAUCCAAAGCCUGGAUAGAAAACUUGAUAUGUGGUCAGACAGAUCAGACUGGAUUUUUUUUAUUUUAUUUUAUUUUAUUUUUUACUUUUUUCACUAACCUAUAACAGAAAAAUGCAGUUUAACACCGUAACAAAACAAACUAUAGUAAUCCUAUAUUCAAAAUUCAUCAGGAUGCUAUAUAAACUCCCUGUAGGAAUAUCAUAGUGAGAGAAAAACACCAUAAAGUGCAAUAAUUUCAGUCAAAACUAUAAACUACUGAUUACCACACACACACACUAAGACCUUAGAGGAAUAUUAGAGUGAUUUCUUUUUUUUUUUUUUUUUUCAGUAAAAUCCCUUCGACCCCCCCACAGCAACUUCCUCCAUGUCUCUCGUUCUGUGCUCGGAGUAAAAUUAGCUUUUUUAUUUUUCAUUUCUUUUCUUUUUUUUUUUCCAGUUUUAUUUGAACGUAGUUGCAUCAUCAGGGCAAUAACUCGACUUUGUGAGCUGCCUCUGUGCUUCGGGUCACGUCAGGUCGUCUCCUCGGCCGGCCUCUCAGCUUCGGAAAGUCAGGACUUCAUGUGCCUUAGGAAAGAAGAGGGAGACGAAACCCCACCGGCCGUCGUGUCGUUUUGUCUGCUUGAUCCCGUUUUUUUAACUCAGAGCUCGAGCCGCAGACAGAAAGGCUGCAUCCCCUCCCCUCCCCUCCCCUCCUCACUCACACACACCCUCCUCAUCCUCCCUCUCUCUUGUGAUUCCUCUGUGAUUUGCAGUGAUAACAACAACAACAACAACAAAACAAGCCAAUGCAAAGGAACACAGUUUGUCCUCCUUGGAAAUAUUUGAUAUUUAGGCCUAGAUCUCUGCAAGGGAAACCAUCGAUUUUACUCUGAAUGUCGUUUUAUUCUAGAGCAAACGCAUAGACUCCUGUAUGCCGUUAUAACUGAGGUGUAAUUUUGAUAAAUGCUCAGUGGUAGGACUCAUUUUCAACAACCAAAACCCACCAGUACACGUGACAUCUAGUGGCAGAGGUGAUGUGAUGAACUCUUUAUACCAGCAGUUGCACCUGUGCAAUAUUUGGUUGGAUCAAACUGAGGAUUUGUGCCGCCAGUUGGACAUUUUUCAGUCACUUGCUUCUUUUUUUUUUUUUUCCUUUUUUUCUUUUUUCUUUUUUUUUUUGGAACCUGUAUGAGAAGAACUCGGUUGUGUAUUUGUGGAUGUAAAUGCACGUUUUAAGCCUAAAACCAAAUGAUUUUGCUGUAUGAGAGCAAACUAGCAGCCUCCUCCUCCUCCUGGACUCCCUGAAUCAUGUCCUAGCCAAGCUUCGCCCUCCUCCUCCUCCUCCUCCUCCAGGUUUAUUUCUCUGAUAUCCAGUAUUUUUAAGCUUCGGUUCUGAUUGUGUAUUUUAUUUUCUAUUUUUUAUCCUUAUUUAGUUGAUGAUGAAUAAAUCUCGGCUGAGUCUCUUCGCAGGAGGAUCUUUUUUUUUUUUUUUUUGGAGGGGAAAGGAGAAAUUGUCCAGACGGUCUUAACAGGAUAGCUUGGGAAUGAAAACCUUUACGUCUGUUCUGUAUUUAUUGUAAUAUUCACCUGAAACACUAUCCGAAAUAUAGAUUAAUUUGAUGUUAAAAUGCAACGGCAUUUAUAGCAUA